AUGAGUCGCAUGAGAGGUUGGGCCUCAGUCAGUCUUAGAGAGGCGUUUGCUGUGCCAGGAGGGGAUGUUUUCCAGAAAAGUGGAAGAGAAGAUGAUGAAGAGGAGCUGGAGUGGGCUGCCAUUGAGAGACUCCCAACAUGUGAUCGGUUAAGGAAGGGUAUUCUGAAUAAAGUUUUGGACAAUGGAUAUGUUAUUAUGAAGAGAUUGAUGUCUCCAACCUUGGAAUGCAAAAUAAGAAGUAUCUCAUCUAGAGUUUAG
Messenger RNA from Ilex paraguariensis (yerba mate), 258 nucleotides. The record is from the annotation of a GenBank genome assembly. NCBI's taxonomy places the organism in Eukaryota, Viridiplantae, Streptophyta, Magnoliopsida, Aquifoliales, Aquifoliaceae.